AUGUUUCGUGGCUUAUUAGGUUCCAUGAGUGAUUAUCGAAUGAAACUAUCGAAUGAUGAUCAAAUACGAUACUUUGGUUGGGCAUUACUGGUAGUUUGGACUCUGUCAAUCAUAUAUAUGACACGAGAUUUUUGGUUUCCAUCAGCGUUCGGUCUUCCUCCUUUAUCAGAACGGAUGAGAGCGCCACGAUUCAAGAGAGAAAAACGGAACAUGCAUACCGGAAGAAUGUGUGUUGGAGUGAAUAAAAAAUGA
Messenger RNA from Auanema sp. JU1783, 252 nucleotides. The record is from the annotation of a GenBank genome assembly. Lineage: Eukaryota; Metazoa; Nematoda; Chromadorea; Rhabditida; Rhabditidae.